This is a messenger RNA of Poeciliopsis prolifica (blackstripe livebearer), 1878 nucleotides long. It is a transcript of the gene rnf8, whose product is annotated as ring finger protein 8, E3 ubiquitin protein ligase. The transcript is spliced from 9 exons. The coding region runs from base 113 to 1657 and encodes 514 amino acids. Gene Ontology annotation, biological process: ubiquitin-dependent protein catabolic process; protein K48-linked ubiquitination; double-strand break repair. The record is from RefSeq and is a predicted model, not a curated record. Gene Ontology annotation, cellular component: site of double-strand break; ubiquitin ligase complex; cytosol. Lineage: Eukaryota; Metazoa; Chordata; Actinopteri; Cyprinodontiformes; Poeciliidae. Gene Ontology annotation, molecular function: histone binding; ubiquitin protein ligase activity.
UGCAGCGCUUUAACGCUAGCACAGCAGGCAGUUGCAGCAGCGAAAUGUCAGAGAAUUGUAACGUUGGUAGGGUGUUUUAGGUCGAAGUGGCCUCCUACCGAAAUGAGAUAACAUGGACAGCGUAACGACGGAUUGCUGCUCGGCUGAGGAGGACGACUGCUCAGACUCGGAGGUUUUAUGUCUCAUGAGAGUCGGGAAAAACUCGGACUGGCUCCGUUUGUUCGAAAACGCAGAGAUCACUGUUGGACGGGGCGUAGAGGUAACCCACCAGCUGUUAUCUUCAACCUGCCCUCUUAUGAUCUCCAGAUUGCACUGUUCCUUCAGGCAAAAGGAAGACGGCCAGUGGACAGUGACAGACAAGAAGAGUCUCAACGGUGUGUGGGUAAAUGGAGAGCGGAUACCUGCUGAGCAACCCCAUCUGCUCCAACUCGGAGACUCCAUCCAGCUUGGAGUUCCUUUAUUAGGGACCAAAGUGGAAUUUGACUACAUCCUCAUCCAGCGGCCCCUCAAAGACAUUAAGCCUUAUUUGGUAAAGGAACAUAGAGAAGAUACCAAAGCGGCCCACACACCCAGAAAGUUCAAGAGAAAGUUGGGCGUAGAAGAGGUCGAGCCUUCUACCUCCAAGCACAAGCUCUACCGCUGCUCUUCUGCAGAUAAAUCGUUCGCAAAGCCCUGUCCUCUGUCUCCUGUGAAAGCAAGGCGGCAGCUCAGUCACACACAGCCAGAGGAGACAGUAACCAGCACAAAGGAGCAUGAAGGAGCACUGCAUCCUUCCGAUGGAUCCAGUUCUACCUGGGACCUCGACAACCUGCAAAUGUACAGCCAGAACAUCCUGCUCCUGAGGGAGCAGGUUAGCGACACGCAGAGGCAGGUCGAGACUCUGGAAGGCGAGCCCAGACAGGCGGACCCUCUCCGGGGAGAGCAGGUCCGGGAGCUGCAGGGUCAGCUGGAGGCGCUCAGAGCCAAGAUGCACCGCAUGGAGACGUUAGAGAAAUCCUUCAGUGAAACAAAGAGGCAGUUAGAGGAGCAGAAAACCCAACAGCAAGAGGAGUUAAUGAAAAAGCAGCUUGAAGAGGCCUUACAAGAGCAAAAAAAAGUGAUAGAUGAACUCGCCCUCUCUCGAAAAGGCUUUGAAGAAAUUAUAUUGGCUAAAAACAAAGAGCUAGAAGUAACAAAGGAGGAAAAAGAAAAGGCGAGAGCACAGAAAGAAGAGGUAGUCACUCAAGUUACUGAAGUCCUAGAGAACGAGCUUCAAUGCAUCAUCUGCUCAGAGCUCUUCAUCGAGGCCGUCAUCCUGAAUUGUGCCCACAGUUUCUGCUGUUACUGCAUCAAGCAGUGGCGCAAUAAAAAAGAUGAGUGUCCCAUUUGCCGCCAGGCCAUCCAGUCCCAAACUCGAUGUCUUGCUUUGGAUAAUUGCAUCGACCGCAUGGUGGAGAACCUGAGCCUGGACAUGAAGGCCCGGCGGCAGGCCCUCGUCACUGAGAGGAAAGCAGCCGCCAUCGCCGAGGUGAUGGUGAUCCACGAUGACGACAGUAGCAGGACCAGUGACAGUAGCAUGGUGUCCAUAAACAGCAGUCUCAGCUCGGUGGUCUCUGUGGAGACGGACAGCAGCAUCCAUUUGGACUCCGAGGACAGUUUUGACGAGUUGGAGGAUUAGCCCUUUCUGUUUUUGUUUUUUUUCUUAAAUGUGAACAGGACUCUGUAGAGUUUUAGAAUUCCCUGGAAUGUUCUGGGGAGGUUUAGGAUAUUGUACAAAACGUUUCGGUCUCAUCAUGAGUCCACAAAGUGUUCCUUGAGUUUGUUUUUGUAAUGAGGCCAUUUUGAGUUUUUCUGUGAAUUUUCAGCGACAGGAAUAAAGUUUCUUCCUAUGCAUUUUCA